UCUGGCGGCUAACUCGUUGUGUGUCUCGUUAUGAAAAGAACUGCUGAGCUUGGUUAUCGUUGGGAUGUGCUGUCGCUGGCCACGCCCGGAUACUCGUGUCGAGAGUGCCGUGGAUCUUGUGACCGAUGUGUUUGCUACUCUUUCUAACAGUAGCAAACAAUGGGCAAGGCUGUGUCAGUCGACAACUAUCUCCGUGCAUGCAAGUACCAGAUGCCGAGUUGCCGUGUCUCUAUUGCUCCCCGAUCGCUAAACGAGGAUCCAUUCUUUUUCCGGGUUGCUGGCAACGGUCGCCAAGUGCAAAAGUACCAACAAGUGAGUUGUGACAAGGGUUUGGAAUGGAGUGUUGGAACCAGC
Molecule: messenger RNA, 354 nt
Organism: Colletotrichum phormii
Lineage: Eukaryota; Fungi; Ascomycota; Sordariomycetes; Glomerellales; Glomerellaceae
Exons: 1
Coding region: 126-323 (65 amino acids)
Source: RefSeq, a predicted model, not a curated record